AUGGAGCCCCGCGCCGCCGCGCCUGGCGAGCCCGAGUCGGCCUCGUCCCCCUCCUUCCAGGCCCGGCUCUGGAGAAACCUGCAGCUGGGGGUGGGCAAGGGCAGAGGUGGCGGGGCCGGGCGCCCCGGGGCCCCGGAGCGCCGCACUGCGGCCACCCCGACCCCGUCCCCACCGCCCCCGAGGGCCACGCAGGACGCGCUGGCUGCCGCGGCGAAUACCGGCAGCAGGUGGAGCGGCUUCAAAAAGCGGAAGCAGGUGCUAGACCGAGUGUUCUCCUCCUCGCAGCCCAACCUGUGCUGCUCCUCCCCGGAGCCCCUGGACUCGGGCGCAACGGGCAGAGCCGAGCAGGGGUCCACGCUGCGCCGCCGCCUCCGAGAACAUCUGCUGCCCGUGGCUAAGGGGUCCGCGACAGCCGCAGGGACAGCCGGAGUGACGCCUCCUGGCGGGCGCUCCCCGGACUCGGCCCCUUCUUCUUCCGCCUCAUCCUCCCUGUCCUCUUCUCCCCAACCGCCCCCGCGGGGGGACCGCGUCCGAGAUGAGGGUGCACGGCGUGGAGGCCCUGGGGCACACCUGUGCCACCAGAAGAGCUCGUCUCUGCCGGGGACCGCGUGCCUGGAGCAGUUGCUAGAACCCUCGCCACCUCCCGCAGAAUCCGUUCGGGGUCCCGCCGAGCCCCAGGCUCUGCAGAAGGGCGAAGAGCGCGGCAGCAGCCAGAAAAUAAAUACAGGUGGAACCAGUAAUGCAGAUAUCCCUUUGGCUGAUCCCGGAAUGUACCAGUUGGACAUCACACUAAGAAAGGGUCAAAGUUUAGCUGCCCGUGAUCGAGGAGGGACAAGCGAUCCAUAUGUGAAGUUUAAGAUUGGAAGAAAAGAAGUUUUUAGAAGUAAAAUUAUACACAAGAACCUUAAUCCUGUGUGGGAAGAAAAGGCUUGCAUUCUUGUUGAGCAUCUUAGAGAGCCACUGUAUGUCAAGGUAUUUGACUAUGAUUUCGGACUGCAAGAUGACUUUAUGGGCUCAGCUUUUCUCGAUCUCACACAACUGGAGUUAAACAGGUCCACAGAUGUCACCUUAUCUCUGAAAGAUUCCCAUUAUCCCGAUCAUGACCUUGGAACCAUUUUGCUGUCAGUCAUCCUUACCCCUAAGGAAGGCGAGCCCAGGGACAUGACAAUGCUAAUGAGGAAGAGUUGGAAAAGAUCCAGUAAGGAACUCUCAGAAAAUGAAGUGUUUGGAUCUUACUUCUCUGUGCAGUCUUUCUUUUGGAGGUUUCAGACCCAAAGUUUACGUCUAUCAGACCAGCACAGGAAAUCACAUCUGUGGAGAGGAAUCGUCAGCAUCACCUUGAUUGAGGGCCGAGACCUCAAAGCAAUGGAUUCCAAUGGGUUGAGUGAUCCCUAUGUGAAGUUCCGGCUCGGCCAUCAAAAGUACAAGAGCAAGAUUAUGCCGAAAACUUUGAAUCCUCAGUGGAGGGAGCAAUUUGAUUUCCAUCUCUAUGAAGAAAGAGGAGGGAUCAUAGACAUCACUGCCUGGGACAAAGAUGCUGGGAAAAGGGAUGAUUUUAUUGGAAGGUGCCAGGUUGACCUGUCCUGCCUCAGUAGGGAGCAGACGCACAAGCUGGAGCUGCAGCUGGAAGAGGGUGAGGGCCACCUGGUUCUGCUUGUCACUCUGACAGCCUCGGCCACAGUCAGUAUCUCUGACCUCUCUGUCAACUCCCUGGAGGACCAGAAGGAGCGGGAAGAGAUAUUAAAGAGAUACAGCCCACUAAGGAUAUUUAACAACCUAAAAGACGUGGGAUUUCUCCAGGUGAAGGUCAUCAGAGCAGAAGGUUUGAUGGCUGCUGACGUCACGGGUAAAAGCGACCCGUUCUGUGUGGUGGAACUGAACAACGACAGGCUCCUCACACACACUGUGUACAAAAACCUCAGCCCCGACUGGAACAAAGUCUUCACAUUCAACAUUAAAGAUAUCCAUUCCGUUCUUGAAGUGACAGUUUAUGAUGAAGAUCGUGACCGGAGCGCCGACUUUCUGGGCAGGGUCGCUAUACCAUUGCUGUCUAUUCAAAAUGGUGAACAGAAAGCCUACGUCUUGAAAAACAAGCAGCUGACAGGGCCAACAAAGGGGGUCAUCUAUCUUGAAAUAGAUGUGAUUUUUAAUGCUGUGAAAGCCAGCUUACGAACAUUAGUACCCAAAGAGCAGAAGUACAUUGAAGAGGAGAACAGACUCUCUAAACAGCUGCUUCUACGAAACUUUAUCAGAACGAAGCGUUGUGUCAUGGUGCUUGUAAAUGCGGCGUACUACGUCAAUAGUUGCUUUGACUGGGACUCGCCCCCACGGAGUCUUGCUGCUUUUGUGCUCUUUCUCUUCGCCGUGUGGAACUUUGAGCUCUACAUGACGCCACUGUUGUUGUUGUCACUAUUGACGUGGAACUACUUCCUCAUAAUAUCAGGGAAAGAUAACAGGCAACAUGACACGGUAGUGGAGGACAUGCUAGAGGACGAGGAGGAAGAAGAUGACAAAGAUGACAAGGAUGGUGAAAAAAAAGGAUUUAUGAAUAAAAUCUAUGCUAUCCAGGAAGUCUGUAUCAGUGUCCAGAAUAUCCUAGAUGAAGUGGCUUCCUUUGGCGAAAGGAUAAAGAAUACUUUCAACUGGACUGUCCCAUUCUUAAGCUGGUUGGCCAUUGUAGCCCUCUGUGUGUUCACAGUUAUUCUGUACUUCAUUCCACUGAGAUACAUUGUUCUUGUCUGGGGAAUUAAUAAAUUUACAAAAAAGCUUCGGAGUCCAUAUGCAAUUGAUAACAAUGAACUACUUGACUUCCUCUCUAGAGUUCCCUCAGAUGUGCAAGUGGUGCAAUACCAAGAACUGAAAACAGAUCAUUCUCAUAGUCCAUAUAAAAGGAAGAAAAACAACCUUGGCUAGCCAGCCCCCGGCAUUGAGGAGACAAGCAUGUUUGGGAAGAUAAAAAAAUCCUCAGCCUCCGCAGCACUUCCUUUCUUUGGCUUUUUAUUUAUUUUCCAUUUUUAAAAUAAUGAUCAAGAACACUUGUAAAUAGUGCACAAAAGGUGUAUGUCUUUGAAAAUAUACUUUCACUGUAUAGACUCAACUUGAUAAAAGCUUUUAGCUUGUGGAGUGUGGAAGCUUUGUUAGCUACAGAUAAUAUAAUAAUAAAACUGGAAGAUACAGUUCUAGAAUUACAAGUGAAAGAACCAGAGUAUCAGAUUAAAUGCUCAAUUGUGCUUAACCCUACAUAAAAUGAAAAUGCCAAUUUGAUCUUUAAGUUUUUUUGUAAUGCAACUAUUUCUUAUCUGAAACGUAAUUCAUUAAAUUUUGUUUUGUUUAUACAUUUCAAAAGGGAGAAACCCCAAAGCCUGAAUAAUGGAAAUGUUGCACUUCAAUUUAACAUACAUCCCGACUUUCACUCCUGUGUAAAUAAAUGUAUGGCUAUGGAUGAUUUUAUGCUACAGGUAUUCAUCUUUUCCUGACUUCACACACACAAUCCCUUAAGAGAAUAUGAGAGUCUAUGAAUAAGACUUUUAAACCUUCUAUCAUUCCAUCUAAAACCUUAAAAUCUCUCCAGAACUAUAUUAUAUAAAUACUGCCAGGUUUAUAAAUGAUUAUCAGGAUUUUUAUAUAUACCACUAAUUUAAUUUAUACUGAGUAAGCAAAUUAGCAAGCUAAUUGUCAAAAAUAAUAGCAAACUAAAUCUAUAUUGCACAUGGUGUCCAAUUAUGCCCUUGUGCAUAAAAUAAUAUUCAAGUGUCCUCUACUGACAUACUUUAAUGUAUAAUAUGAAUUUUGUCAUUAGUGAGUUUUAAUGGAGAGAAUGCUGUGGACUAAAUUAAAGUCCAGUGUUUCAUUACAUCAUUUAUGAAGAUCAUUGAUAAUGCAUGAAAACCUGUUUUGUAAAAUAAACUGCUUGUAAGGCAUUAAAAAUAUUUCACUAACCACACCCGAUACUUCAGCAUCGCAUUCCUAAAAGUAAUUCCAGGGUCUGUCAAGGGAAUCUAACAGGUUAUCUGCUGAGAUAACUUGGCCAGUAAGAAUGUCUUCACUGGCUUGUUAGAAGAGUCAGACUCAACGGAAAGUGCUACAGAAGAUGUUUUGCGCUACUUACUAAUUGCUAUUAAUAGCUGGGAUGGGUUGCAGGUGGGGGUUGUGCUGGAAAAUGCAUAAAGGCAUAAGUAUAUAUUGCACUUUAAAGAUUCUUUAAAUCUCAUCAAAGCUGAUUUUUAAAGUAUUUUUAUUUCAGAAAUAUGUUGUUAAAUACUAUUUCUUACAAUAGAACUAUUUUGAUGUUUAUACACUAUGCUUGGAAGAACGUCAACUAAAUUCUCUUUCUACAGAAAGGCUUUGACCUCAAUAUGCUCUAUUUAGUGUAUCAUGUUUAAAAUAACAUAUUUACAUCUGCAUUCCAUCACUGUUUGUUGCAAAACCAUACUACUUUAUGAAGCUAACCUAAUACAUAAAGUUUAUUAAUGAGAUCAUUUGUUUGGUAUAAAUUCUGAUUAUACCUGUGUGAGAUUUAUGUUCCGUGCUGACAGUGUCUACUCAAAAGUCUAUAAGCCUGACAUUCUGUAACCUCAGAUGGACCUAGUGGAUGUAACCAUUAACAGAUGACUAAUUUUUGUUCAUUUCAUUGUGUAAGAUUUCAGAUGUUUAGUUCAGUAGUAAUGUUAACUACAUAUUCACUGCAUUAAAUACGAAAGAAAAUAA
Molecule: messenger RNA, 4707 nt
Organism: Meriones unguiculatus (Mongolian gerbil)
Lineage: Eukaryota; Metazoa; Chordata; Mammalia; Rodentia; Muridae
Gene: Mctp1
Product: multiple C2 and transmembrane domain containing 1
Exons: 22
Coding region: 1-2913 (970 amino acids)
Biological process (GO): regulation of neurotransmitter secretion
Cellular component (GO): synaptic vesicle membrane
Molecular function (GO): calcium ion binding
Source: RefSeq, a predicted model, not a curated record